GGCGUGCCACACUCCCACUAGCGAUACCUCCGCUCCCUUCCCCCACAGCUCCAGUCUUCACUCUCUCCAGCAAGCGCUAGCUACUCUCCCCCGUCCCCCACCCGCCGAUAAACCCUAGCUAGCUUCUCCCCGGACCCGCCGGCCUCUCCCCGACGCCGGUGCGCCGGCCGCCAGAUAUCCAGGUUGAUUGGCUGCAGUUCUUCAGAGGCACCAUGCCUGCUGGUGACAACCCACACUCGAUAUCAGAGAAAAAGGCAGCACUGAGGGAGUCACCUAAGCAAUCUAAGAAUGAUGUUAAUCAGCAAGCCAGAGCUUCUACAUUUCCUAAAGACAAAGUUGCUGGGACCGUUGGCAUCAAGAGGCCGCAACCUAACGCCCCCCUGAGCCUAACCACCAACCAGCACGCGCCAGGAAAUCCCGGGGCAAAUGGCCAUCUCGUGUAUGUGCGCAGGAAGCUUGAGACAGACCAAAGCAAAGGAGGCGCUUCUGCUGGUGCAGAGAGUGCCAAUUCUGUGAGCUCAAAGAAACCUGCUACUGGUGGACCGCAGGAGCAAAGUUUGAAGCUUCAGAACAGUGCGACUCAUGCCCAAUCAGCUCCUGUUUCCGUGUCUCCUGCUGCAGCUGCUGCUACCACCAAUGCGUCUCAUACUCCAUCAGCUCCUGUUUCCGCGUCUCCUGCUGCAGCUGCUGCUACCACCAAUGCGUCUCAUACUCCAUCAGCUCCUGUUUCUGCGCCUCCUGCUGCUGCAGCUGCUGCUACUGCCCCUGCUUUGCACCCUGCAAGUUUGCCGGCUCACCUUUCUCUCGCGAAACAGUCUCCAGGAGUGGUCGCUGCUACUGCCCCUUCAUUGCACCCUCCAACUUUGCCAGCUCACCUUUCUCUUGCGAAACAAUCUCCAGGGAAGGCUACUGUCCAUCCAAGUGUUGUUGUGACUGCUAGUCCGCCGCACUGCAGUGUUGUGUCUACUGCCAUGCCUCAGAACUAUACGGCUGUCAAUACAUCGCCUUGUAAUGCUGUGGCUACUAGUGCAGCACCUCGUGAUGCUGUGGCUACUGCUACGACACGUAAUCCAACUGAUUCGCAAAGAUCAGGGGAUCAAGAUUGGAAAGCAAGGUUUCUUCGGCUGCAGGCAUUCCUGAGAAAUAAUGAGCAAUCAGGACAGGAAGAAUACAUCCGCAUGCUCCAGUCUUUGUCAUCUGUUGGCCGGAGCAAGCAUGCCAUUGAGCUGGAGAAACGAGCAGUCAAUCUCUUAAUUGAAGAAGGGAAGGAGCUGCAGAAGAUGAAAUCUCUGAAUGUGCUCGGCAAGCUUCCACCUGCCGAACAUCCAUCACUACCAACUCAGCCAACUUUUGGUAUGCGUCUGCCGUUCCAGCCAUUCCCAGCCCGCCGCUGAGAAGAGCGGAAAAUCAGAUAUGUCACCGCAUAACGAGUGUUCUGAAGCUUUCUCAUGACAAACUCUUGCGACCCGAACGCUGCAACAUGGUCAGCGUGUUUUUGCCUGUGUGAGCAUAAGCUUUUCAUGCGUAUGUCCAAGACUUAAUGCUAGCUGAACAGAGAACCCUCUCAUGGUGCCGAAAGCGCAUAAUAGCCGUGCACCUUGCCUGAACUUUGAUGGAUCUAAUGUAACCAUGAACCCUAUAGGUAGAUAACUGCUGUGAACAUGGGGCAUGUGGUUCACAGACUUCCCUAAUCUCUGACCAGCAUAUUCAACGGUUUGCACUGA
Molecule: messenger RNA, 1724 nt
Organism: Triticum aestivum (bread wheat)
Lineage: Eukaryota; Viridiplantae; Streptophyta; Magnoliopsida; Poales; Poaceae
Product: transcriptional regulatory protein AlgP
Exons: 4
Coding region: 213-1394 (393 amino acids)
Source: RefSeq, a predicted model, not a curated record